Messenger RNA from Paramuricea clavata, 1393 nucleotides. NCBI's taxonomy places the organism in Eukaryota, Metazoa, Cnidaria, Anthozoa, Malacalcyonacea, Plexauridae. The record is from the annotation of a GenBank genome assembly.
UGAAGAUUCGGUGUGAACUAUGGCGGCGGACGGUUAUUUUAUAAUGACUAUAAUGAGCCUUUAGCACAAUAUGUUUAUAUUUUUUGUUCUACCGUUCAUACAGAUCGAGAAGACAAUAAGAGAAGUGAACGGUUUAGGAUUUAAGGAAAUGUUUAAGAGGAAAUUUGGAAGUAUCAGACGACGAAAUGAAAAUAAAGUCAAGGAAGCAUCGACGAAAACUGGUGAACAUGAUGGUUUGGGAGAGUCAAGUGGAAUAGAUAAGAAACGUCGGAAGGAACUGACGGAGCCUGAAAAAUGUGAGAAAUUGUUGCAAGAAGCUCUUGAAAAGGGCGAUGAGAGAGCAACAUCUAAAGCAUGUAUUAGGCUGCAACAUGCGUAUAAAAUUACUGAUCAAACCCCUAAAACAUGCAUGGCGUUGGGUCAUGAUUAUAGAAAAGACGGAAAGAAAGAAGCUGCAAUUUAUCACUAUGAAAAAGCUUUUGAGAUUGCACGAGGGGACCAAUUUUAUGAGGCAGAGGCUUUGCGCUGGUUAGGACAUACCUACAGGGAAGCUGGUGACAAUGAAAAAGCAAUCGUAUAUUAUCAACGGGCUCUCCCGAUGGCUGAAGCUGGAAGUAAUAGAAUCCAAGUGGCAGAGGUAUUUCUAGGUUUAGCACACGCUUAUGAGAGCAAUGAACAAAAUGAAAUCGCCAUUGACAAGUAUAAAAUGGCUAGAAAGAUCGCGAAAGAACAUGAAAGCAAAUGGGAAGAAAUAGAGGCAUGUCGUGGUUUGGGAAAAGCGUACAGAAAGCUUGGUGAUAACGAUGCUGCACAGUGGUACUUUCUCGAAGCUUUGGAUAUUGCACCAGAACAAAGCUACAAGAAAAGUAAAUCAACGAUAUAUCUAGGUUUAGCCCAUACAUAUAGAGGCAAUGGGGAGUAUCAAAAUGCUAUUGAAAAUUACAAGAUGGCUGUAAAGUCAACACAAGAAAAUGGUAAUGUGUUUGAAGAAAUGUCAGCAUACAUUGGACUAGGAUGUUCCUUAACAAAAAUUGGUCAAAUUAAAGAGGGAAAAGAAUACCUCGAAAAAGCUGAGAAAACAGCAGAAAAACAGUGGGAUAUACUACCGGUAGUAUUGCAUACAAUGAACAAUCCUGAACUAACACAUAUUGGCACAGUCGGCCGAGCUCCUGAAGAAGAGAAAAACGAAAAUGAAGAAGAAACCUACCACCAUGGUAAGUAAACCCCUGUUGAUGGCUACUUUUAUGUACUGUAAAGUGUUGAUAAUCAUAACAAUAUUCUAAAAUUCUUUAUUUCGUAAAUUAAAUAUUUCAUUUUAUAUUAUUAUCUAGGACCGAGAGAAGCAGGUGAUAACAGGAAAAUUACGACAGCAGAAGGUUUACCUGAAGUCUCG